AUGCUCCCUAUGCCAGGCGCUCCUUCGUCGUCCUGGGCUCUAUUCCGCCAAAGGCUGUCGACCAUGUUUGAAGGUGUCGACAAGCGUGUUGUUGGCUCGUUCUGGUUGUUCGGUGAGCAUCCGUCACAUCCCCUGAUUCAAUCUUGUACCUUGCAGGUUCCUGCUGACACCAUCAACCAGNGCCUCAUCAACAACGUCCUCUAUGUAAUAAUUCUCAGUUCCGCUCUCGACCUUGUCGGUCCCGCCGUGCCAAAAUCCCUCGUUCUGCUCUUCGAUGUAGUCCCCUCUUUCCUGGUCAAGCUGACCGCUCCCUACUACAUCCACCUCAUUCCUUACAACUUGCGCAUCCUAGCAUUCGUCGCCUUGUCUUCGUGUGGCAUGCUACUUGUUGCCUUGAGUCCAUCUUCGACCGACCCCAACGCGAACAACGGCUCUAUCUCUGUGAAGAUGCUAGGAGUGAUACUGGCUUCCAUAAGCAGCGGAGGAGGUGAACUCAGCUUCCUAGGUCUUACCCACUUCUACGGUCCAUUCAGUCUAGCUGCCUGGGGCUCUGGAACUGGCGGUGCAGGUUUGAUCGGUUCGGGCGCAUACGUCUUGGCUACUACUGCCAUAGGCCUCAGCGUCCGAACUAGCCUGUUCGUCUUUUCCUUCCUGCCAGUCAUUAUGCUGUUCAGCUUCUUUGUUCUACUGCCAGCCAAGCCUGCAAGUCACUCUUAUGUCGCAGCAGCUCAAGAGGAUGUAGACCCAGAUACCGAGUCACUUUUGGAUGAUGCUGUCGACGAUUCUCAUCGACCUGCCUCACCCAAACUCAGCCAAGGAGCUCAACCGACCGAGACAUGGCACAAUCUCAAGGCUAAUUUCCUGAGAGCCAGAAGUCUCUUUUUCCCAUAG
Molecule: messenger RNA, 891 nt
Organism: Aureobasidium musti
Lineage: Eukaryota; Fungi; Ascomycota; Dothideomycetes; Dothideales; Saccotheciaceae
Source: the annotation of a GenBank genome assembly